This is a messenger RNA of Suillus paluster, 1785 nucleotides long. Its product is annotated as major facilitator superfamily domain-containing protein. Gene Ontology annotation, biological process: basic amino acid transport; transmembrane transport. The record is from RefSeq and is a predicted model, not a curated record. NCBI's taxonomy places the organism in Eukaryota, Fungi, Basidiomycota, Agaricomycetes, Boletales, Suillaceae. Gene Ontology annotation, cellular component: fungal-type vacuole membrane. Gene Ontology annotation, molecular function: basic amino acid transmembrane transporter activity. Bases 1 to 1785 code for a protein of 594 amino acids. The transcript is spliced from 19 exons.
AUGACGGAAAGAGAUCCGCUGUUAGUGAAUGGAAGCAACAAACAUCGCCUUCCCGGCCCUCGAGACAUUUCAAGGUCGACGCGCUACGGAAUUUUGGUUGGUCUGUGGUCUGCCACCUUCCUCUCGGUGAGCUUUUCAUCCAAACAUUCUGUCACAGUGCUGCCAUCCAUAUCCUCUGACUUUAACAAGUCACAUGAAGCCAGCUGGCUUGGUACAUCAUACCUGCUUGCUGUCUGCACUUUUACACCUUUGUAUGGACGGUUAUCUAACAUCAUGGGAAGACGGGGUGCGAACCAGUUGGCUGUAUGUACUGCAGCGCUGGGAACUCUAUUUUGUGGCUUCUCCAAGAACAUGGAGAUGUUGGUUGUGGCCCGAUUUCUGUCUGGCAUGGGAGGUGGUGGUAUUCUUACGACCUGCACAAUCACUACGAAUGAUAUGUAUUCCAUGCGGUCGAGAGGGCUUGCGCAAGGGGUACAAAGUCUGUUCAAUGGCCUUGGCAUGGGUCUAGGAGGUCCUAUAGGAGGUCUCAUAAGUGACCGGUUUGGUUGGAGAUGGGCGUUCUUGAUACAGAUGCCCUUAUUUGCAUUGUCACUCGUUGUUACGACGUACAACUUGCAGUAUGUCACCCCCGGUAAAAGCAAAAAUGCCAAGGACGUUCUGAAGAGAAUCGAUUAUGGCGGUAGCUUUACCCUUUUGCUCUCUGUCGGAUCAUGCUUGGUGUUCUUGAGUAUGAAAUACAACGAGGAUCUUCCUUGGUCUAACCAAUGGGUAUACGUGCCACUGGCCCUCGCCGGCAUUUUUUUCAUAGUUUUUAUUUUGGUAGAGUUGUUAGUUGCGCCAGAGCCCAUUAUGGCGCCAUUUCUCUUGAAACAGAAGGUCCCUGUUCUUGUUGGAGCAAACAACUUCCUCGUGUCACUGUGUAACUUCUCUGUGAUGUAUUUCUUUCCAAUGUGGUUUCAGACAGUGGCUCUCACAAGUGCAUCCACAGCGGGCUUGCAUCUGUUUCCGAAUAGUAUAUGCAUGUCUGUCGGCUCCUUGUUCGCCGGGUGGAUGGUGCACCGCACCGGGAAGUAUAAACUUAUCAACCUUAUCUUCGGUUGCUUCCCAUUCAUCGGGAUGGUUCUCAUCACUUUGAUGCGGGAGGACUCCGGGCCACUGCAACAAUGGCUGAGCAUCAUUCCACUCGGGUUUGGCAACGCCGUCGUUUUACAGACGAAUCUCGUUGCGCUGCUUGCACACCUCCCUGAGGGUUCGAUGGCCGUUGGCACUGGUUUCGGACAGCUUUUCCGAGGCUUGGGACAAGUAGGAGGUGUUGCGAUUUCAUCGGCGCUAUUCCAGUUCAAACUUGACCGCGAGCUUCGGUCGAGAAUACACGGUGAUGGCGCAGCAGAGAUUGUUGAUGAGAUCAGGCAUUCAACCACCCUCGUAGGGCAGUUGCCGCCGGACUUGCAACGCGCAGCAAGAGACUCAUACGCCAUCAGUCUCCGCGCUGUGUUCACACUUGCCGCGUGCUCCGCACUACUGGCGUAUAUCGUCCGACUACCAGUAUGUUCCAGCCUGCCGACUUUUUUGAGUUCUCUGAAACCGAUACUCAAUCCAAGUCCGCUAGUCCCGAGUCAAGCGCUCUGCCUCCUGCUGAUGUACGCUGCUGAAUACAACGAAGAAGACGAGGAUACCCGACGGUUGCCUUUCCAACACCGGCGAAGGUGUUCCACACCCGAGUUGACGGAAGGCAUCCAAGACUUAGAAAGCGCUUCGAUCGGAGGUUCAGCCAGGAAGCGAUAA